Messenger RNA from Closterium sp. Yama58-4, 1014 nucleotides. NCBI's taxonomy places the organism in Eukaryota, Viridiplantae, Streptophyta, Zygnematophyceae, Desmidiales, Closteriaceae. The record is from the annotation of a GenBank genome assembly.
AUGCCUGCCGAGUUCCUUGCUAGCAACCCCCCCCCGCUCUGGCUCACUCUCUACCACAUUGUCACCCGCCUCCCUGACUCUCUGCGCACAGUCAGGGAUUCCUUUCUAGCUCGCUCCCCUACUGAGCUCACCAUUGCCCUCCUCGAGAAGGACCUACUUGCAGCUGAGGCGAGCAUCGUCGCCGUAGGUGCCUCUCGUGGCGAGCCCCGCACCCCCUUCUUUGAGGGGUGUUCCCCUUCCCCCCUUCUCCCCUCUGUCGCCUCUGCUUCUGCUGUCGACCUCCUUGGUGCUGAGAAGGUCGGGACCGCGUCUGCUCCGAGCGGGCGCCGCAUGACCAAAGGCGGCAAGGGUGAAGGCGGUGGGAGUGGAGGAGGGGCUGGAGAGACUAGUGGCGGCAGUGGGGGUAGUGACGGCAGCGGCGGAGGCGGUGGCAGGGGCGGGGGCGGCAGCGGGGGCGGCGGUGGUCGUGGCAGCGGCAGGGGAGGGGGUGGUCGAGGAGGUGGCAGCGGCGGUGGUGGUCGUGGAGGCGCUGGCGGUGGUCCGAGCCAGCAGCACACUCCGUCGCUCCAGGAGGCCCGUGAGUGGUAUGCGCAGCGUGGGGGGGCGGGUGGCCUUAGCUGCACGUACGUCAUCCGCACUGGUGACCGCACUGGUCAGACGUGUGGGAAGCCGCACCCCACGCCACGCUAUUUCGCGCGCCUUGACGACGCUUGGCGCACUCAGUUCCCUGACGGCAAUGAGCUGCCCCGCUGGUUUGAUCUGGAGAAGAAGGGAGUUGAUAUCUGGGCUUUAGACUUUGAUGCUAUUCUCACUGCCAUGUAUGCUAUGUUUACUAGUGGAGAGGGUGCUCAGUACUUGCGUGUUCCGCCCGACCCGGGCAUUCUGACCAGUGAGGCUGCUGCUCUAGGUGCUAGUGCGUCUGCAGCUCCAGGUGCUCGCGUGUCUGCUACCCCAGGUGAUGGUGAGGCUGCCGCUCUAGCCACUCGCUCGGCCAGUUGCUGUCUCCCUCGCUGA